Molecule: messenger RNA, 1728 nt
Organism: Lodderomyces beijingensis
Lineage: Eukaryota; Fungi; Ascomycota; Pichiomycetes; Serinales; Debaryomycetaceae
Source: the annotation of a GenBank genome assembly
AUGAAGUACGUUGUUGUUUCAGGUGGUGUCAUCUCAGGUAUCGGUAAGGGAGUCUUGGCCUCAUCGACAGGGUUAUUAUUGAAAACCUUGGGGUUGCGCGUUACUUCGAUCAAAAUUGAUCCCUAUAUGAAUAUCGACGCCGGUACCAUGUCGCCACUAGAACAUGGAGAGUGUUUUGUGUUGAACGAUGGUGGUGAAGUUGAUUUAGAUUUGGGCAAUUACGAAAGAUACUUGAACAUCACCUUGACCAAGAACCAUAACAUCACCACAGGUAAAAUAUAUUCCAAAGUGAUUGAAAAGGAGAGAAAGGGAGACUAUUUGGGCAAGACUGUUCAAGUUGUGCCACAUAUUACCAAUGCCAUUCAAGAUUGGAUCGCAAAUGUCGCCAAGGUCCCCGUUGACGAUACCGGUUUAGAACCUGAGGUGUGUAUUAUCGAAUUGGGAGGUACCGUGGGUGACAUUGAAAGUGCACCAUUUGUUGAAGCCUUGAGACAGUUUCAAUUUCGCGUUGGCUCCGAGAAUUUUGCCUUGAUUCACGUGAGCUUGGUGCCGGUGAUUCACGGCGAGCAGAAAACCAAGCCCACGCAAGCAGCCAUCAAGGACUUGAGAAGCUUGGGUUUAACCCCCGAUAUGAUUGCUUGCAGAUGUCAAGAGGAGUUGGAGCGGCAAACGAUUGAGAAGAUUGGCAUGUUUUGCCACGUGGGGCCCGACCAAGUGAUCGCGGUGCACGAUGUCAACUCCACCUACCAUGUGCCCUUGCUUUUAAAACAGCAAAAGAUGAUGAAGUACUUGACCAAGAAAUUGGCCAUUGGCGAAGUCCCUACGGAGGCGUUGGAGAGAGGCGAGCAGUUGUUGAAUAAAUGGAGAUCAUUAACGACGGCACACGAUAGAUCGUUUGAAACCGUCACCAUUGCCCUUGUUGGUAAAUACACCCACUUGCACGAUUCAUACUUGUCGGUGAUCAAAUCGCUCGAACACUCGUCAAUGAGAUGCAACCGCAGAUUAAAGAUUGAAUGGGUUGAAUCGAGCAAUUUGGAAGAAGGAAUGAAGCAUGAGAACUUGUCAAAGUACCACAAGGCAUGGCAUUAUGUGUGUCAAGCCGAUGGUAUCUUGGUGCCCGGUGGCUUUGGCUCUAGAGGUAUCGAAGGUAUGAUUGCCGCAGCUAAAUACGCCAGAGAAAACAAUAUCCCCUACCUUGGCGUCUGUUUAGGUUUACAAAUUGCCGUGAUUGAGUUUGUGAGAAAUGUUGUCGGAAUCAAGGGCUCCACCUCGCAAGAGUUUGACAAUUACAAAGAAGAAGACGGCAUCACCCCUUCGGUGGUGUACAUGCCCGAUGUCGACCAGAUCAAGUUGGGCGGCACCAUGAGACUAGGCAUCCACGAGACGAGAUUCACCAAAGACUCACAAGAUAGCGUCUUGCGCAAGCUUUACGGUGGUGCAGACGCCGUGUUUGAAAGACACCGCCAUAGAUACGAAGUGAAUCCCGAAUUGAUCAACGAGAUCGAGUCCAAGGGGUUGAAAUUCGUUGGUAAAGACGAAAGUGGCAAGCGGAUGGAAAUGAUUGAGAUUCCAUCGCACAGAUUCCUCGUUGGUACGCAGUACCACCCUGAGUAUUUGUCCAAGGUCUUGGAUCCUUCUCGACCAUUUUUAGGUUUGGUUGCUGCUUCAGCUGGAAUAUUGGACGAAGUCUUGGCUAGGGAUGAUUUAAACUAUAAAGGUGAGUUCUAG